GCCCCGUGCCCCGGCGCCGCGCGGAGCUCCUGACCGCGGCUGUCGCUCCCGGGACGGCGACCGGGGAAGAUGGCGAACGAUUCGCCCGCCAAGAGCCUGGUGGACAUCGACCUCUCGUCCCUGCGGGACCCUGCUGGGAUUUUUGAGCUGGUGGAAGUGGUUGGAAAUGGCACCUAUGGACAAGUCUAUAAGGGUCGACAUGUUAAAACAGGUCAGCUGGCGGCCAUCAAGGUUAUGGAUGUCACCGAGGAUGAAGAGGAAGAAAUCAAACUGGAGAUAAAUAUGCUGAAGAAAUAUUCUCAUCAUAGGAAUAUUGCAACAUACUAUGGUGCUUUCAUUAAAAAGAGCCCUCCAGGACAUGAUGACCAACUCUGGCUUGUUAUGGAGUUUUGUGGAGCUGGGUCCAUCACAGACCUUGUGAAGAACACCAAAGGGAACACACUCAAAGAAGACUGGAUUGCUUACAUCUCCAGAGAAAUCCUCAGGGGACUGGCACAUCUCCAUAUUCACCACGUUAUUCACCGAGAUAUCAAGGGACAGAAUGUGCUGCUGACAGAGAAUGCAGAGGUGAAACUUGUUGAUUUUGGUGUGAGUGCCCAGCUGGACAGGACGGUUGGACGGAGAAAUACAUUCAUAGGCACACCCUACUGGAUGGCUCCCGAGGUCAUUGCCUGUGAUGAGAACCCAGAUGCCACCUAUGACUACAGAAGCGACCUGUGGUCUUGUGGCAUCACAGCCAUCGAGAUGGCGGAAGGCGCCCCCCCUCUUUGUGACAUGCAUCCAAUGAGAGCACUGUUUCUCAUCCCCAGAAACCCUCCUCCCAGGCUGAAGUCAAAAAAAUGGUCAAAGAAGUUUUUCAGCUUUAUAGAAGGCUGCCUGGUGAAGAAUUAUAUGCAGCGGCCCUCUACAGAGCAGCUUUUGAAACACCCUUUCAUAAGGGAUCAGCCUAAUGAAAGGCAGGUUCGAAUCCAGCUGAAGGAUCAUAUAGACCGGACCAGAAAGAAGAGAGGGGAGAAAGAUGAAACUGAGUAUGAGUACAGUGGGAGCGAGGAGGAAGAAGAGGAAGUGCCUGAACAGGAAGGAGAGCCAAGUUCCAUCGUCAAUGUGCCUGGAGAGUCGACUCUGCGACGGGAUUUCCUGAGGCUGCAGCAGGAGAACAAGGAGCGUUCUGAGGCUCUGCGGAGACAGCAGCUUCUGCAGGAGCAACAGCUCCGGGAGCAGGAGGAGUAUAAGAGGCAGCUGCUGGCGGAGAGACAGAAACGGAUUGAACAGCAGAAAGAACAGAGGCGGCGGCUGGAAGAGCAACAAAGACGAGAGCGGGAAGCCCGGAGGCAGCAGGAGCGGGAGCAGCGACGGCGCGAGCAGGAGGAGAAGAGGCGUCUGGAGGAGCUGGAGAGAAGGCGGAAAGAAGAAGAGGAGAGGAGAAGGGCAGAGGAGGAGAAGAGGCGAGUGGAACGGGAGCAGGAGUACAUCAGGCGGCAGCUGGAGGAGGAGCAGCGGCACCUGGAGAUCCUGCAGCAGCAGCUGCUCCAGGAGCAGGCCAUGUUACUGGAGUGCCGAUGGCGGGAGAUGGAGGAGCACCGGCAGGCAGAGAGGCUCCAGAGGCAGUUGCAACAAGAACAAGCAUAUCUCCUGUCUCUACAGCACGACCACAGGAGGCCGCACCCGCAGCCGCCGCCGCCGCCGCAGCAGCCGCAGCAGGACAGGAGCAAGCCAAGCUAUCAUGCUCCAGAGCCCAAGCCUCACUACGACCCUGCUGACAGAGCUCGGGAGGUGGACGAUAGAUUUAGAAAGACUAACCACAGCUCCCCUGAGGCCCAGUCUAAGCAAACAGGCAGAGGAUUGGAGCCACCGGUGCCUUCCCGAUCAGAAUCUUUUUCCAAUGGCAACUCCGAGUCUGUGCACCCUGCCCUGCAGAGACCAGCGGAGCCACAGGUACAGUGGUCCCACCUGGCAUCUCUCAAGAACAAUGUUUCCCCUGUCUCGAGAUCCCAUUCCUUCAGUGACCCUUCUCCUCCCAAAUUCGCACACCACCAUCUUCGUUCUCAGGACCCAUGUCCACCUUCCCGCAGUGAGGUGCUCAGUCAAAGCUCUGACUCUAAGUCGGAGGUACCUGACCCCACCCAAAAGGCUUGGUCUAGAUCAGACAGUGACGAGGUGCCUCCAAGGGUUCCUGUGAGAACAACAUCUCGUUCCCCUGUCUUAUCCCGUCGGGAUUCCCCACUGCAGGGCAGUGGACAGCAAAAUAGCCAAGCAGGACAAAGAAACUCCACCAGCAGUAUUGAGCCCCGUCUCCUGUGGGAGAGAGUGGAGAAGCUGGUCCCCAGGCCAGGCAGUGGCAGCUCCUCAGGGUCCAGCAACUCAGGAUCCCAGCCUGGCUCCCAUCCUGGGUCUCAGAGCGGCUCUGGUGAACGCUUCAGAGUGAGAUCAUCAUCCAAGUCUGAAGGCUCUCCAUCUCAGCGCCUUGAAAAUGUAGCCAAAAAACCUGAAGAUAAAAAAGAAGUAUUUCGACCUCUCAAGCCUGCUGACUUGACUGCAUUGGCCAAAGAGCUUCGAGCAGUGGAGGAUGUACGGCCACCUCACAAAGUGACAGACUACUCCUCCUCCAGUGAAGAGUCUGGGACCACAGAUGAGGAGGAGGAGGACGUGGAGCAGGAGGGAGCUGAUGAUUCCACCUCGGGACCAGAGGACACCAGAGCAGCGUCAUCUCUGAAUCUGAGCAAUGGUGAAACAGAAUCUGUGAAAACUAUGAUUGUUCAUGAUGAUGUCGAAAGUGAGCCAGCCAUGACCCCAUCCAAGGAGGGCACCCUGAUUGUCCGCCAGAGUACAGUUGACCAAAAGCGUGCCAGCCAUCAUGAGAGCAAUGGCUUUGCGGGGCGCAUUCACCUCUUGCCAGAUCUCUUACAGCAAAGCCAUUCCUCCUCCACUUCCUCCACCUCUUCCUCCCCAUCCUCCAGCCAGCCGACACCCACCAUGUCCCCACAGACACCCCAGGACAAGCUCACUGCUAAUGAGACUCAAUCCGCUAGUAGCACACUCCAGAAACACAAAUCUUCCUCCUCCUUUACACCUUUUAUAGACCCCAGGUUACUACAGAUUUCUCCAUCUAGUGGAACAACAGUUACUUCCGUGGUGGGAUUUUCCUGUGAUGGAAUGAGACCAGAAGCCAUAAGGCAAGACCCUACCCGGAAAGGCUCAGUGGUCAAUGUGAACCCCACAAACACUAGGCCACAGAGCGAUACCCCCGAGAUUCGUAAAUACAAGAAGAGGUUUAACUCGGAGAUUCUGUGUGCUGCCUUAUGGGGAGUGAAUUUGCUAGUCGGCACAGAGAGUGGUCUGAUGCUCUUGGACAGAAGUGGCCAAGGGAAAGUGUAUCCUCUGAUCAACAGAAGACGGUUCCAGCAAAUGGAUGUUCUCGAGGGCCUAAAUGUCCUGGUGACAAUAUCUGGCAAAAAGGAUAAGUUACGUGUCUACUAUUUAUCCUGGUUAAGAAAUAAAAUCCUUCAUAAUGAUCCAGAAGUUGAGAAGAAGCAAGGGUGGACCACUGUGGGCGAUUUGGAAGGAUGUGUACACUAUAAAGUUGUAAAAUAUGAAAGAAUCAAAUUUCUGGUGAUUGCUUUGAAGAGUUCUGUGGAAGUCUAUGCGUGGGCACCAAAGCCAUAUCACAAAUUUAUGGCCUUUAAGUCAUUUGGAGAACUGGUACAUAAGCCAUUACUGGUGGAUCUCACUGUUGAGGAAGGCCAGAGGUUGAAAGUGAUCUAUGGAUCCUGUGCUGGAUUCCAUGCUGUUGAUGUGGAUUCAGGCUCAGUCUAUGACAUUUAUCUACCAACACACAUUCAGUGUAGCAUCAAACCCCAUGCAAUCAUUAUUCUCCCCAACACGGACGGAAUGGAGCUUCUGGUGUGCUAUGAAGACGAGGGGGUUUAUGUAAACACGUAUGGAAGGAUAACCAAGGACGUGGUUCUGCAGUGGGGAGAGAUGCCGACAUCUGUAGCAUAUAUCCGAUCGAAUCAGACAAUGGGCUGGGGAGAGAAGGCGAUAGAGAUACGAUCUGUGGAAACUGGUCACUUGGAUGGUGUAUUUAUGCACAAAAGGGCUCAAAGACUAAAAUUCUUAUGUGAACGCAAUGACAAGGUGUUCUUUGCCUCCGUUCGGUCUGGUGGCAGCAGUCAGGUAUAUUUCAUGACCUUAGGCAGGACUUCUCUUCUGAGCUGGUAGAGGCAGUGUGAGCUGGGAUCACUGACCCCCGGAGCCGUCAAGACCCUGAGAACUUGGAAUUCCUUGCAACUGGAGCUCAGAGCUGCGAGGGUGCGGCCAGGACAGCUGUCUCUGCAGGCCUCUUGCGUGUUGGGUCCUCUCCCCUCCUUCCUACACUUCUUGCCAGUUUCUUCCCAUUCUCUCCUUUUCCUUCCUCAAAAAUAAAUCAAGGCUGCUGCAUUGCAGCUGGUGCUGUUAGACUA
This is a messenger RNA of Peromyscus eremicus (cactus mouse), 4460 nucleotides long. RefSeq names its product mitogen-activated protein kinase kinase kinase kinase 4 (gene Map4k4). Lineage: Eukaryota; Metazoa; Chordata; Mammalia; Rodentia; Cricetidae. The coding region runs from base 70 to 4218 and encodes 1382 amino acids. Gene Ontology annotation, biological process: protein phosphorylation. The record is from RefSeq and is a predicted model, not a curated record. The transcript has 32 exons. Gene Ontology annotation, molecular function: protein kinase activity; ATP binding.